AAAGCGGAAGUGACAACAACGUACUUCCUUUUCUUGCGGAAGAGCAGUCAAUCUGCUGCUGCAAUGGCAAAGCUAAUUUUGUUGUUGCUUAAAUGUAUACUUUUAUGUGGCACUGUUUAUGCCGUGUUUGAGGAUCAAGUUGGAAAAUUUGAUUGGAGGCAGCAGUAUGUAGGCAAGGUUCGUUUUUGUCAUUUUGACGCACAUAUGCAAUCAUCCAAAAAAGUUCUUCUAGCAACAGAGAGUAAUGUUUUUGCUGCAUUAAAUACCAGGACGGGGGAAGUCUUGUGGCGACAUGUGGACAAGACUGGCCCAGAGGGAAAUAUUGAUGCUUUUCUGCAAAAUGGACAAGACGCAGUAUUAGUUGUUGGGAAUGGCCGCUUCCUGCGUUCCUGGGAGACAAAUAUUGGUGGUUUAAACUGGGAAGCUGUGCUUGACUCCGGCAGCUUUCAGUCUGCAUGUUUAAUUGGACAACAAGGCACGGUUAAAAAUGUUGCUGUUCUGAAGAAAACCGCCAUCUCUCUUCAUUACUUGUCUAAUGGUCAUCAAAAAUGGAUUGAGAACCUUCCAGACAGUGAUACUGUGGAUUACCAAACCGUAUACUCUGGAGGAAAUAGUGAAGUUUAUGUUUUGGGAGUUGUUCCCCAUUCCCACAUUGCUAUUGUUGCUUUUAGUGGUGAUGAUGGAGAGAUACUUCAGCAGAGCUCCGUUGAAGCUCCUUGGUUGUCCAGCAUACCAGAAAGCUGUCAAAUGGUUGACCAAGACUUGCUGAUCUGUGUAGAUUCUACAACUAUGUCCCUUUACACACUUGACUUGAAACUGCAGUUACAAUUGAACCAGAUUCCCUUACAGUCUCUGGAACUUGAAGUAGAUCCAGACUUUCGUCCAUCUUUAGUGUCACACCAGCCUAACCCGGCCAAGCAGCCACGUUCAGAGUUUUUCCUUCAGCUUGCUCCUGAUCACUAUGUUCUUCUCCAGUUCAACAAUGGGCAGUUAGUGGUGUUGAGGGAUUUCAAACCAGCCCUGCUUGUUUCGUUUGCAACCACUGGAGAAAAGACUGUCGCUGCUGUCAUGUCACCAAAAAAUAAAACUGCCUCCAGUAUUAACCUCUUUAAUGCUGAAACUGGGCGCAGACUUCUUGACACCACAUUGAUUUUUACCAUGGAUCCUAAUGGUGGGAAACCAGAAAAGCUGAAUGUUCAAGCGUUUCUGAAGAAAGAUGAUUCUGUUGGCUACAGAGUGAUGGUGCAAACCAAAGACCACACACUUACAUUCUUACAGCAGCCAGGGCGUGUAUUGUGGACCAGAGAGGAGGCCCUAUCAGAUGUGUUGACCAUGGAAAUGGUGGAUUUGCCCCUCACUGGAACGCAGGCAGAACUGGAGGGAGAAUUUGGCAAAAAGACCGCCAUUCAAGAUGGACUGAUGUCCAUGGUGUUUAAGAGGCUCUCCUCACAGCUCAUCCUGCUCCAGGCGUGGGUCGCUCAUCUCUGGAAGCUGUUCUAUGACGCCCGCAAGCCCCGCAGUCAAGUCAAAAACGACAUCAGCAUGGAGAACUUGUCCAGAGACGAGUUCAACUUACAAAAGAUGAUGGUUAUGGUUACAGCAUCUGGGAAGCUCUUUGGGAUUGACAGCAAAACUGGAGGAAUUUUAUGGAAACAUUACCUUGAAAACAUCCCAUCCAACGCUGCCUUCAAACUAAUGGUGCAACGGACAACUGCACACUUCCCUCAUCCCCCACAAUGCACUCUGCUUAUCAAAGACAAGGACACAGGCCUGGCCUCACUACACGUAUUUAACCCAAUAUAUGGAAAGAUGAGUCAUGUCAGUCCUCCUGCUCUACCUCAGCCCAUACUUCAGUCACUCAUGCUGCCAUUCAUGGACCAGGAUUAUGCCAAAGUCUUGCUUCUCAUUGAUGAUCAGUACAAGGUGUCUGCCUUCCCUUCCACCAAGUAUGUGCUGCAGCAGCUCCAGGAAAUGGCCUCUUCCAUAUUCUUCUUUCUUGUGGACUCAAAUCAAGGAAGACUUUCCGGAUACAGACUAAGAACGGACUUGUCAACUGAGCAGAUCUGGGAGGUGGCCCUUCCAACAGAGACACAGAAGAUUGUUUCCGUCAAAGGGAAGAAGCCUAAUGAGCAUGUGCAUUCUCAGGGAAGAGUGAUGGGAGAUCGAAGUGUUCUCUACAAGUACCUGAACCCUAAUCUUCUGGCCGUGGUGACUGAGAGUACAGAUCUGCACCAGGAGCGCAGCUUCGUGGGGAUCAUUCUGAUUGAUGGCGUAACUGGUCGCAUCAUCCAUGAGGCUGUUCAGCGAAAAGCCAGAGGACCAGUGCACGUUGUGCAUUCUGAAAACUGGGUUGUGUAUGAGUACUGGAGCACCAAAUCUCGCAGGAACGAGUUCUCUGUGAUUGAACUCUAUGAAGGAAUGGAGCUCUACAACAGCACAGCGUUCAGCUCACUCGACCGGCCACUUGUUCCUCAGGUGCUUCAGCAGUCCUACAUUUUCCCCUCUUCCAUCUCUACCAUGGAGGCCACCCUGACCGAGAAAGGCAUCACGAGUCGCCAUCUCCUCAUUGGCUUACCUUCUGGAGGGAUUCUGUCUCUACCAAAAAUGUUCCUCGACCCACGCAGGCCAGAAAUGGCAUCGGAGCAAAGCCGUGAAGAAAAUCUGAUCCCGUACGCUCCCGAGCUGAUGAUCCGUACGGAGUGGUUCGUCAACUACAACCAGACCGUAUCCAGAGUGAGAGGCAUUUACACCGCUCCCUCUGGGCUGGAGUCGACAUGCCUGGUGGUGGCUUACGGUCUUGACAUCUACCACACGCGAGUGUACCCCUCCAAACAGUUUGACGUACUCAAAGACGACUACGACUACAUGCUGAUCAGCAGUGUUCUCCUUGCCCUGUUUUUUGCCACCAUGAUCAGCAAACGCCUGGCAGAAGUCAAACUGCUCAAUCGAGCCUGGCGUUAAUGCGAUGGUCCAAGUUGCACACCUCACAGCCCCAACGGCUGCAAGAAGGACCUCUGUCCGAGGAGAUGAGACUGCCGAGGUCACGCCUGCAACAACAGCACAGGCCAACGUUAAAUGAGGCUCAUAAAGAACUGCGAGGCAGUGGGGAGGGGGUUUAAGGAGGCAGGCGUUAGUUCAACUUUUGUGUGUUUUUGUUUUUUAACUUAUUUUGCAAAAAAAAAAA
Messenger RNA from Oryzias melastigma (Indian medaka), 3184 nucleotides. RefSeq names its product ER membrane protein complex subunit 1 (gene emc1). Gene Ontology annotation, cellular component: EMC complex. The coding region runs from base 64 to 2961 and encodes 965 amino acids. The transcript has 23 exons. Gene Ontology annotation, molecular function: protein binding. Gene Ontology annotation, biological process: protein folding in endoplasmic reticulum. The record is from RefSeq and is a predicted model, not a curated record. NCBI's taxonomy places the organism in Eukaryota, Metazoa, Chordata, Actinopteri, Beloniformes, Adrianichthyidae.